Molecule: messenger RNA, 2262 nt
Organism: Oncorhynchus kisutch (coho salmon)
Lineage: Eukaryota; Metazoa; Chordata; Actinopteri; Salmoniformes; Salmonidae
Product: methyltransferase-like 26 B
Source: RefSeq, a predicted model, not a curated record
UCUUUCCCUUCCUCUCUUGCUUGUGUAGCACAGAUUGGACUGUGUGGUUGAUAGGUUAUAGCGCAUAGACUUUCUCUCUCUAUCUUCCCCCCUCUAUCUGUCUCUCUCUCUCCCCCCUCCAGACCAUGCUAAUCUGUCCUCUAGCAGACAGGAACCAGAAGGAGUUGUGUUCAGUGUUGUGUGAUGUGUUGGAGGAGCAGUCUCACAGGGAACUGUUUGCCUUAGAGCUGGGCUCUGGCACCAGACAGCAUGUGGUCAACUUCGCCAUGAACACCCUUCAUCAUCUGGCAACGCCCUUCAUCACCUGGCAACUGUCAGACAUCAAAGAGGAGUCCCGUGACAGUAUCAGAUCCUACAUAGCGGUGACCAAAGUGAAGACCGUGCUGCAGCCUGUGCACCUGGACGCCAGCGAACCCUGGGAGAAGUGGGCGGGCCUUUCACGCGGGGCCUGUGAUGUCAUCGUGGCCAUUAACCUGCUUCAGUACAGCUCUUUCGACACCGUAGAGGGCGUCGUUAAAGGAUCAGGACAGAUCCUCAGACAAAAUGGUCUCUUGAUCACACAUGGGCCCUACGCCAUCAACGGCACCAUCACCCCCAGCUGUAUGGAGAACUUAGACCAGGAACUACGACAGAUGAACCCAGGGUGGGGUCUACCAGACAUCGACGUUCUGAGACAGCUCUGUUCCCCUACAGGAACCCAGGGUGGGGUCUACCAGACAUCGACAUUGAGACAGCUCUGUUCCCCUACAGGAACCCAGGGUGGGGUCUACCAGACAUGGACGUUCUGAGACAGCUCUGUUCCCCUACAGGAACCCAGGGUGGGGUCUACCAGACAUCGACAUUGAGACAGCUCUGUUCCCCUACAGGAACCCAGGGUGGGGUCUACCAGACAUGGACGUUCUGAGACAGCUCUGUUCCCCUACAGGAACCCAGGGUGGGGUCUACUAGACAUGGACGUUCUGAGACAGCUCUGUUCCCCUACAGGAACCCAGGGUGGGGUCUACCAGACAUGGACGUUCUGAGACAGCUCUGUUCCCCUACAGGAACCCAGGGUGGGGUCUACCAGACAUCGACGUUCUGAGACAGCUCUUCUAUAAGGAUGUUUAGGACCAAGCCUUCAGAAUAUGUAACAAAGGUAUAUCUGCUACUAGCUCAGUCCUUCUAUAAGGAUGUUUAGGACCAAGCCUUCAGAAUAUGUAACAAAGGUAUAUCUGCUACUAGCUCAGUCCUUCUAUAAGGAUGUUUAGGACCAAGCCUUCAGAAUAUGUAACAAAAGGUAUAUCUGCUACUAGCUCAGUCCUUCUAUAAGGAUGUUUAGGACCAAGCCUUCAGAAUAUGUAACAAAAGGUAUAUCUGCUACUAGCUCAGUCCUUCUAUAAGGAUGUUUAGGACCAAGUCUUCCCAUUGUUUUCCCAGAUAGAGAUGCAACAGUAUAAUAAAUACCUGGUCUUCAGGAAACGUUGCCGUGGAAACAGGGCUUCUUCUGCAUCUGAACAGAACAUCCUAAUGACCCAUAUUUUAAACAUGUAUUUCAUGUAAACAAAGUAUAUUAAUGCAAAAUAAAAUGUAUGUGUGCCCUUCCCUUUUCUGCUCCUAAACGACAGAAGCAUUUCGCUACACUCGCACUAACAUCUGCUAACCAUGUGUAUGUGACAAAUAAAAUGUAUGUGUGCCCUUCCAUUUUCUGCUCCUAAAUGACAGAAGCAUUUCGCUACACUCGCACUAACAUCUGCUAACCAUGUGUAUGUGACAAAUAAAAUGUAUGUGUGCCCUUCCAUUUUCUGCUCCUAAAUGACAGAAGCAUUUCGCUACACUCGCACUAACAUCUGCUAACCAUGUUUAUGUGACAAAUAAAAUGUAUGUGUGCCCUUCCAUUUUCUGCUCCUAAAUGACAGAAGCAUUUCGCUACACUCGCACUAACAUCUGCUAACCAUGUUUAUGUGACAAAUAAAAUGUAUGUGUGCCCUUCCAUUUUCUGCUCCUAAAUGACAGAAGCAUUUCGCUACACUCGCACUAACAUCUGCUAACCAUGUGUAUGUGACAAAUAAAAUGUAUGUGUGCCCUUCCAUUUUCUGCUCCUAAAUGACAGAAGCAUUUCGCUACACUCGCACUAACAUCUGCUAACCAUGUGUAUGUGACAAAUAAAAUGUAUGUGUGCCCUUCCCUUUUCUGCUCCUAAAUGACAGAAGCAUUUCGCUACACUCGCACUAACAUCUGCUAACCAUGUGUAUGUGACAAAUAAAAUGUGAUUUGAUUUUACAA